Molecule: messenger RNA, 1209 nt
Organism: Purpureocillium takamizusanense
Lineage: Eukaryota; Fungi; Ascomycota; Sordariomycetes; Hypocreales; Ophiocordycipitaceae
Exons: 3
Coding region: 1-1209 (402 amino acids)
Source: RefSeq, a predicted model, not a curated record
AUGGACGAGGUGGAAUUGGACGAAUGCACCGUGGUACUCGCAAUUGGCGGCAGGGCGAAAAGACGACUGGUCCCCUUAGGCACGACCCCACUGGGGGCCUACGCUGUGUCGCUACAGAAGCUAGCUGGUGGCAUUUUAGUGCUCGACUGCGAAUUGCACCUCCAGCCAGAGGCGAAGAUUCCUCGCAUCAUCGGCGGCCCGCGGCCGGGACACUAUACGUACCAUUUGAUGCGACCACCGCGAAAGCCGUCUCAAUUUGCCUUUGGCCUAUAUUGCGAUGUCCUCGCCAUGUUCAGCGAUCUUGUGAUCAUUUUCGUCGAAGAUUUCGGAGGGGCUGAGCAAGUUCUUCGGUUCAUAUGCUUCUGGAUGCGAUGCGCCAAAGCGAAGAAUUUCCCUUUUCAAUCUCGCGUGCUCUGCGUUUCAACGGCUCCAGCGGCGACACAUCUGGACGAGUUCAACAUAAUGGCGGCUAUGUCAAUGGAACUGCGCAAGGACGAGCCGGCAGUUUCUUACUCGGCAGCGGACAUCAAGAGCAUCAUGCGAAGGUGCUUUGCUCUCAUACGAGUUAUUGAUCCACUCGACUUGUCCAAGGGUUUUUGGCAGAACCCUAUAUCUGCUAGUACAGUCGAGGCGGGGUCGCAACGCACACCAUUGCCCCGCAGCACAGCGGUCAUCCGCGCUGCGAUCGCCAGUUACGCCGAGCGGCCACUCGCCGCAUUCAACGCAUUCUUGGCUUGCCGGACAUCCAGACCGCUUCCACGACGUUUCGAAGAGAAUCUUAUCGAGUUCAUAGAGAAGAGCCGGAAUGUAGUGCAAGAUCAUGCGUCCAUCGUGGCAUCUGCCCUCGUCAUGGACGCACAUACCGAUGGAGGGAUGCAGAGUAAGCUCCGCAAGCUCGUCGCUAUCACGGCCUGCGAGAUUCGGCUUGGAAUGGAGGGCCUGACCCACGGCAUCAAGCAAAUGUUCACCAAUAUCGCGUCUAGAAUAUUCUUUGCUUUUUCGCUAUUUAUCGAAGACUGGACUCUUCUGGAUUGCGAAUACCACGUGAUGAGGUUGAAAGACCAAAGAUUGGCCAAGAAAAGCAUCAGUUUCGGGCCGAAUCUUACGUGGGAUCUAUCUGAUGUGCUACGAUUCAACAAAGGUAGCGUGUUUGUGAACAUUGGUGGUGUUUACAUCUCCAACGACGACACAAAUAAGGACAUGGAGUAA